Anoplopoma fimbria (sablefish) is the source of this 2243-nucleotide messenger RNA. RefSeq names its product zinc finger and SCAN domain-containing protein 12-like. Gene Ontology annotation, biological process: regulation of transcription by RNA polymerase II. Lineage: Eukaryota; Metazoa; Chordata; Actinopteri; Perciformes; Anoplopomatidae. The record is from RefSeq and is a predicted model, not a curated record. The coding region runs from base 75 to 2114 and encodes 679 amino acids. The transcript is spliced from 5 exons. Gene Ontology annotation, molecular function: DNA-binding transcription factor activity; RNA polymerase II cis-regulatory region sequence-specific DNA binding.
ACAGGAGUCCACACCGAGGUCUCCGUAAACAUUAAGGUGGUCGGCCUCCUCUUUAAACGGGAGGACGGAGCAGGAUGUGCUCCGUGGUCGGGUGUGAUUCGGAGCGUCACGGUGCGCAACGUUUCAGGUUACCGGAGGACCCGGAGAGGAGGCUGGAGUGGGUCCAGUUCCUUCUUGAAGUCAACGGGCAACGACUCAAAGAAUCGUGCUGGACUGAUAUCACUAUUUGCAGAAAUCAUUUCAAAGGAGAUAGUUUUAUAAACCUGACUCCCUCUGGCACGGUCCAGCUAAAGUCCGGUGCUGUCCCGUCACUGUGCGUCAAGUCAGAGCCAGACGAACCUGAGCCGCGUGAGGAGCCUGAGGAAACCACAGAAGUCGCUUCUCAGUACGAUAAACUGAAGAGAUGUGAUAGUCCAUCCUCCUGUUCUGAAGAAUCAGGGCUGACUUCAGCAAGUGAGGAACUUGACCCUUCUGCCAGAGAAAGCCCAGUGCCAAGUGAUGAUCCAGAUGCUUUCAUGUCUGAUUAUGGUCAGAUGCUACAAAAGGUUGUGAACAUCGAUAUGAUCAGGGAAAAAGCUGCACUUCUGCAGAUGAAAGGGAAGUACGUCCUGAAGGAAAAACGUCUCCUCCAGCUGUUCAGACACAAAUGCCCGUCAUGUGGCUCCAAAGUGAAGAUGGAGAAGGUCACCUAUGGGGUGCUCAUCAUCUUGAACCAGCAGUGUCUUCAGUGUGACUACAGAAACCAAUGGAAAAGCCAAGUCAAUGCCAGCGUCCCAACAGCUGAGAAUAAACACCUGACAGAAGUAGUAGAAGUAACUCCACAGACCCAACAGAUGAUGUCAACAGAUGACAACUGCAGCAGUAUCACAGACAUGUCUGAGAUGGCCCCUGUUGUUGAUGAUGAGAGUGAUCCCAUAGAUGAAACGGAGGAAUCAGGUGACGAGGGUGACACGGAUUCUGAUGAGAAUUGGCAUCCGGAGGAGGAUCUCUCAAUGGUGAAUGAGAUUUAUGAUGAAUCUGAGGAGGAAACUGAAGAUGAAGAGGAUGAAGAAGAAGAUGGUUAUCAUCCUCCACUUCCUGCCAAACACAGUCGGCUCUGCACAGAGUGUGGGGUGCUCUACAAUAAACAGAAGCCUCACACAUGUGAGUACAAAAUCAAACCCUAUUCUUGCAACAUUUGUGGUAAGAGAUGUGUUAAUGAGAUCGCUCUCAGUUCUCACAGCAGAAUCCACGCCGAAAACUACGAGUACCGUUGCAAAUACUGUCGCGCUACAUUUAAAACAAAGGUGGACAAAAUCACCCACGAGCAGAUCCACGUAACUCAAGGAAAACCCUAUAAAUGCCCCGACUGUCCCGAGAGUUUUGCCACAAAUAAGGAACGCAGAAUCCACCUGGAGGAUCACAGAGGCCCCCAACAGCUUAAAUGUCACAUCUGUGGGAUUGACUUUACGCAACAAGGUUUUCUCCAGAGACACUUGGCCGUGCACACGGGUGAGAAGCCGUUUAAGUGUUCAGUGUGCCAACGUGGCUUCAAGCAGGCGGGCCACCUGAAAUCCCACAUGCGUCUGCACACAGGGGAGAGGCCUUAUAAGUGUCAGCUUUGUGACAAAAGCUUCAACCACAACGUGAGCUUGAAGAGUCACGUCCAGCGUUACCACUCACCAGGCUCUGGACGUGAGCGGAAGAAGGGUCGAAGAAACAAAACUGUUGUUGCACAGGAGGAUGGGAACAACAGAGGCUCAGACACUGGGCUUAGUGGUAAAGAAGAGGAGGUGCUGAAAGACAGAAAAGUAUUACCAAAGCGUAAAAGGAGAAGCACAGGUCGACCCAAAGGAAGGCCGAAGAGAGAUUCAGCAGGCAACUUGGGUGAAAAGCAAGGCCGGCGUUCAAACACUAAGACUGCCGAAGCUCAAGAGCACAAGUCAAAGAGAACACGCCGCAGUGAUGAAGAAAGGGAGGGCGAGCCUACCCAAAGUGGCAUGAUCUUUGACCCAACAGAGGAGAAAGAGGGGAAUAGUGAGGAAGUCACAUCCAACACAAGCAGAUCAAGAAGAAGAAGGACAAAACAUUGUAAUGGUGACCCUGAUUUUGACCCAGAAAAAAAAAGGAAAUAAGCCAGAAGAGUGGUAAAAGCUCAGGGAAAACCAGGAAAAAAUCAAGUAGUUGAAGACAAUGAACAUUGAAAAAUAAAAGUUGAGUUGGCAUUUAUUAAUAGAAAUACCAUUUAGAGUGUCCUACACAUA